AUGGAAAGCGGGCUGGCCAACGAAAAUGACGAAAUACAUCGCAGGAUCCUGCAGAAUACGCUGCAAGAGGUGGCUGCAAGAGAACAGUCGGAUAACGCCACCAAGUGCUGUGUCAUCUGCCUAGACACUGUCAGCGAUGCCUGCGAACUUUUGCCCUGCGGGCAUGACAGCUUUGACUAUCUUUGUAUCUUGAACUGGCUCUAUGAUAAACCCCUAUGUCCCCUCUGUAAGAGGGAUGUAGCCAAAGUACAACGAGGGCCUCCUGAACGGCGAGAAACAACCAUUAUAGAACCGAAACCAAAGCCGUCUCCAGCAAGGACAUACUCCCAUCAACCAUCAUUUCCGCGCCCCAGAGCUAGAGCGCCCAGGACACCUCGAUUGACGACCCAGAAUGACGCCGCAGAAAGAGUUCAGAUCCUUCGGCGUGACGUUUACCUACAUAAGAGAUUCUCAAAGCAUGUUGGCUCCAACCGGCUCUCUCUAUAUCGGGAGCUGACACCAAGCCUCUUCUGCCGUGAUGAGCAUCUUGUGUCUCGAGCACGCAUGUGGAUCCGCCGCGAACUGCAGGUGUUUUCAUUUCUCACAGCUGAUGAGCCUGCUGCCACUGCUGCCACUGCUGCGACUACUGCUACUACUUCUGCCACCUCUGAUCCAAGCGAAUCCCAAGCGCGGCGGAGAGCGAACAACGCCGAGUUCUUGCUGGAGUAUAUUAUUGCCAUCCUGAAGUCUGUGGACAUCAUGGGCAGCGCCGGCCAAGCUGAGGACAUGCUAUCGGAGUUUCUUGGCCGAGAUAACACGCGGGUGUUUCUGCACGAGUUACGAUCAUGGCUUAGAAGUCCAUUCACAAGACUCGAAGACUGGGAUCGAGCAGUACAAUAUGAUCCGGUCCCACCAGAGGAGUCUCCAUCCGGGCCGGCGCCAGACCGGAGCCGAAAUGAAGAUGCGCCUCAAAUGCGGCACACUCAGAACCAAAUGCGAUCCAGAGGCGACUAUUACCGCCCUGGGCCAGCUCGAGGUUACCGCGAACAGAUGCGGAAAUCAAGACAUGAGCCAUAUGUACACGGCAGGCGAAGAAGAGAGAGAAGCGAUUAG
Messenger RNA from Trichoderma gamsii, 1092 nucleotides. RefSeq lists its product as hypothetical. NCBI's taxonomy places the organism in Eukaryota, Fungi, Ascomycota, Sordariomycetes, Hypocreales, Hypocreaceae. The coding region runs from base 1 to 1092 and encodes 363 amino acids. Gene Ontology annotation, molecular function: ubiquitin protein ligase activity. Gene Ontology annotation, biological process: protein polyubiquitination; protein monoubiquitination. The transcript has a single exon. The record is from RefSeq and is a predicted model, not a curated record.